AUGAACAGAAAUAUUGUGUAUAAUUUUAUAUUAAUAUUUAUAAUAAUCCAAUGUGUUAAAUCUCAAGACAAUGAUCCUGAUCAACCACCAGAAGAAGAAGAAGAUGACAACUUUGAAGUUUCAGAUCUAGAUGAAAUAAUUGAGGAAGAAACUGCUGGAUUUAUCAAUCCUCAAUACCAACCAGAAUAUCAACAAUUACAAGAAUCUCAAUAUCCAACCCAACCUCAAACUCAACCCCAACAACAUGAUUUUUAUCAAUCUUAUGAUCAAAUUCAACCCCAACAUUAUCCAGAGUAUCAACCAGAACAAUUUGGUCAAUAUCAACCUCAACAAUAUGGACCGUACCAGACACCUCAAUUUCAGACUCAUCAUAUAGCGCAACAACCAUAUGAUCAUCAAGAUUAUGUACCGCCAACUAGUCAACAAGCACCUAUUCAAACAGUAACUCAACAACCACAACAGCAUUAUGUACCUUCAGCACCUCAAACUCAAACACUGACUCAAACCCAAUCAUAUGAUCAAUAUCAACCGUAUGUACCCGUAACUCAAUUUCAAAUAUCUGAAGAACAACAAAUAUCUCAACAACCUCAAACAACCCAGGAACCUCAAUAUCAGUAUUACUUACCGGAAUCCCAAGAUCAAUAUGGAUAUCAACCGCAAUAUGAAACACAAUCUCUUUAUGAUACUGGUCAACAACAAAUAACUCGCCAACCAGAUCAGUAUUAUGAUCAAUAUGAAUCAACACCUCAGGUACCUCAACAACAAUAUUACGAACCACCUCAACCUCAACCAACUCAACAACCACAGUAUCAGUAUUACGGACCUCCUACGCUUUAUCAACCCACUCAACCACAGUAUGAGUAUUAUAUACCACCAACUACUCAACCUCAACAAUCAGAAACUCUGGAAGAGGAUGAUUUCUAUAUGACAGAACAUGAUCAACCAAUACAGGAACCUGAAACGGUACCUGAAACUGAAGCUGAACCACAAACUCAAUCAGAAACGAGCAAGAUCAACAAGUACAACCCCAACAAACUCAAAAAAAAAGAAAGGAAAAAAGAGAAAACAAAACCAAUAUCAGAACAAACCAAACCGACUCAACAACCUCAAAAAAAAGAAAGAAAAAGAAAACGUAUUGGUGCUCCAGGUGAAGAACAAUCAGAAAAACCAAGUGGAUCAGAAGGUGAUCAAAAAGUACCUAGAAGAAGGAGAAGAAGACCUAUGAAACGUAAAGUAUAUAACGAAAUAAAAUUUUUUAAAAUUGAUUCAAAAGGAAAACUCGUAGAAAUGACUGGUCGUGACUAUGAUGUUACAUUUGAUGAUCGUGAUAAAACAAAAUACAAAUUUAUUUCAAAUCUUGAGCAAAUAGUAAGUGAUGGUGAAAUUAUUUAUAAGCAUUUUUACGGAAUGCCAUAUUGUUCAUUACUAAAUCACAAUAGUGGUGGAUUUACAUUAGUUAAAAAAACUGAUGGAUCAUGGACAACAACUGAUGCGGUGAUUCCAGAUUUUGUCAAAAUGUUCACAAAAGAUUCUUUAGGCAAUGAAAUUAUAAUAAAUAGUGAUCAAUAUACUGUUACUUUUACAUCAAGCGGAUCUUUUAGAUACACAUUCCUCCCAGGCGUAAAAUGCUAUGUAAUAGUAGUUGCUGGCCUAGUUGCAUGGGAGAAAAAUGAGGAAGAUGAGGAGGGUUUUCCCUUAUUCUUUUAUAUUACACAACAAUUGCGUGUAUUGCUUAACUUUGAAAAUUAUUUUAUAAUCAUUGAAAGGAGGGGGAAAAAAUAUCAAUACAUCCGCACUAAAUUUACUUCCGGUAGAUCUAAAUACAAAUAA
Molecule: messenger RNA, 1830 nt
Organism: Theileria parva strain Muguga
Lineage: Eukaryota; Apicomplexa; Aconoidasida; Piroplasmida; Theileriidae
Product: SVSP family protein
Exons: 3
Coding region: 1-1830 (609 amino acids)
Source: RefSeq, a predicted model, not a curated record